AAGGAAUAAAAUAAUGUAAUCUAUGGAAAGUGACAUUCUUAUUGGCAAAUGCCGUAAAAUGGCAUUGUUUGUUGUAAUAAGUACAAUUAUAGGGCGUUUAUCAUGUUAAUGUUAUCGAGUUUUUGUGUCUCAUCAUGCAAAUACUGACGAAGAAAGUUUUCAAGUACGCGCGUUAUUUACCGCGUAGUAAACAUCGAUAAUGCAUUGUUGACGUCAAAACAACAUGGCGGAUCUGUUUGCGAAAUACACGUGCACGUAUUGCCAAGAGGACAUUACAGGUUUGAGGAUUAAAUGUGCUGACUGCACAAAUUUCGAUUUGUGCUUACAGUGCUUUUCUUCUGGAGCAGAAAUCGGACAGCACAAGAACACUCAUGCCUACCAGUUCAUGCACUCGGAACCGAUCGGCGUGGGGCAGGCCCGUGGUGGUUGGUCGGCCCGCGAGGAGCUCCACCUGCUCGAUGCCAUCGAGCAGUUCGGGUUCGGCAACUGGGAGGACAUCAGCCAGCACAUCGAGACCCGUGGUCCUGAAGAGGCGAAGGACCAGUACAUCGCCCGCUACUUGGACGGCAGCAUCGGCCGGCUGACCUGGGCCGCCGCCAUCAGCCUGCGGCCCAAGCUCGUCGACGACGCGGCGCCGGACCUCGGGCCGCUGUCCCCGGCCGCCGCCUCCCACCUGCCCCCGCUGGACGCCACCCCCGAGGAGGCCAUGCAGCUGGGGUACAUGCCCCAGAGGGACGACUUCGAGAGGGAGUAUGACAACUUGGCAGAAUCUUUGGUGUCGCCACUGUUUAUCAACAGCCUAGAAGAUGAUGAACUAGAUGUUGCGCUGAAGCUGUGCCAAGUGGACAUGUACAACCGGCGGCUGCGCGAGCGAGCCCGGAGAAGACGCGUGUCCCGGGACUACCAGCUCGUCUCCCAGUACUUCUCCUCCGUCAGGAAGGACCGCCUCACCUCCAGGAAGAAGCUUUCCAAGGAGGAAAGGGAGCUGUACGACCGCAUGCGCACCUUCACCAAGUUCCACACGGCCCCCGAGCACGACCAGCUCCUGCAGAGCCUGCUGAAGGAGCGCCAGAUGAAGGUGCGGCUGGGCGAGCUGGCCAAGUACCGCCGCAGCGGCCUCACGCGCCACGAGGAGUGCCCGCACUUCGAGCAGCUGCGGCUCCAGCACGACGAGUGGAGGGAGAGGAGAUCUGGCAGCAGUGGGUCCUACCUGUCGCCAACCUCGACACAGCUACCAAAAAAAGGAAGAGACGGCGCGGCCGCCCCAGCGUCGGCGUCGGGAAGCUGCAGCCAGCCCUCGUGCGAUAGGGAGGGGGAGUCCGACGGGAGAGCCCUCGGUUCCGCCGAGCUGGAGACCCUCCCGGGGUUCCACCUCCUCACCGCCUACGAGAUCGAGUUGUGUUCAUCUUUGAAUUUAAAGCCAUCACGCUAUAUGGCACUGAAGAGCAUUCUAAUGCGGGAGUUUUUGAAGAAAGGCUUGAAGAAAGAGGAUCUGCUGACGAACACAUUGGGGAUGGAAUCUCGCAUCCUUCAUUAUCUCGUGAGCAGUGGGGGGUGGAUCACUGCCAGCUAACGCAACCGGCCGCCGUCCGUGGACAUUUGUUCCUUAAACAUUGUUCUCAGUGACAACCGUGGUUUCACAAGAACUGAACAGUGUAAUACCUAUUUAUUAUAGUGUGGCGUCUAGUGCUUUUUUAUUUUAUUUUUUUGCGUUGUUGCUGUCUGUGCUUGCAUUUCCCACUGGGCUCAAAUGAACUAUCAAAAGAAAUUUUUUUUUAAGCGUACGUGUAUAAUACAAGCACGUUUGUGUGAAGAAACUAUUUUUUAUAGCAACGUACCAAAAGCUGUAUAAAUGAAUGUAAGUAGAGUUGUCAAGUUUAUGCCAGUAAUAAAUACAUGUGAUAGUUAAAUUGACAA
Bacillus rossius redtenbacheri is the source of this 1917-nucleotide messenger RNA. It is a transcript of the gene Ada2b, whose product is annotated as transcriptional adapter 2B. Gene Ontology annotation, molecular function: transcription coactivator activity; chromatin binding; zinc ion binding. The transcript is spliced from 12 exons. Lineage: Eukaryota; Metazoa; Arthropoda; Insecta; Phasmatodea; Bacillidae. Gene Ontology annotation, biological process: chromatin remodeling; regulation of transcription by RNA polymerase II. Gene Ontology annotation, cellular component: SAGA-type complex; nucleus. The coding region runs from base 224 to 1573 and encodes 449 amino acids. The record is from RefSeq and is a predicted model, not a curated record.